UGCCGGCUCUGAUGAUCAGUGUGCCCUUAUGAUCAGUGUAGCCCCAGCAGUGCCACCUGUCAGUGUCCAUCAGUGCCUUGUGUCAGUGCUCAUCAAUGCCUUGUGCCAGUGCCCAUCAGUGCCACAUCAAUGCCACAUAUCAGUGCCUACCAGUGCACAUCAAUGCCACAUAUCAGUGCCCAUCUGAGCUGCCUUUCAGUGUCACCCAUCAGUGCCAGUCAGUGCCACCUAUCAAUGCCAAUCAGUGCCACCUAUCAGUGCUGCCAAUCAGUGCCACCUAUCAUGUGUCCAUCAGUGCAGCCUAUCAUUGCCCAUCACUGCAGCCUCAUCAUUAGCGCACAUCAGUGAAGAGAAAAAUCACUUAUUUACAAAAUUUUAUAA
Molecule: messenger RNA, 381 nt
Organism: Staurois parvus
Lineage: Eukaryota; Metazoa; Chordata; Amphibia; Anura; Ranidae
Source: the annotation of a GenBank genome assembly